Messenger RNA from Girardinichthys multiradiatus, 3207 nucleotides. It is a transcript of the gene pex11a, whose product is annotated as peroxisomal biogenesis factor 11 alpha. The transcript is spliced from 3 exons. The coding region runs from base 273 to 1013 and encodes 246 amino acids. Gene Ontology annotation, biological process: peroxisome fission; regulation of peroxisome size. Lineage: Eukaryota; Metazoa; Chordata; Actinopteri; Cyprinodontiformes; Goodeidae. The record is from RefSeq and is a predicted model, not a curated record. Gene Ontology annotation, cellular component: peroxisomal membrane.
UCGGGGUGAAACAACAGUGUUUCGUAUCGCAGGUGUUAUAAAUCAGCUAAGCUUUAUCGAGUCGUGCCGCACAAGGUGGAAGUUUUACACUUUUGUGUAUCCUGCUGUUAUUUUUGUCGGCAGCAAAAUGUGAUCAGUUAGUGCUGGUGAUGGAUUAAAGUGAAGAAAAGAACUGAACUACCGGCAUUAACAAGAAGCUAACGACACAGGCUGUACUCGGGGAAACUUUGCAGCUGGGCGGAACAGUCUGUUCUGAAGCCGUGUUAAUAAUCAUGGACGCCGUGGUGAAAUUCACCAGCCAAAGCCAAGGGAGAGACCGUAUAUUCAGAGCUACCCAGUAUGCAUGUGCACUGUCCAUAUAUCUACUUCGAAACAACACUGACAGAAAGGACCUGGUGGCCAAACUUCAAAGUUUGGAAAGUAAUAUUAGUGCUGGACGAAAAUUGCUCAGGCUGGGAAACACAGCCAAUUCCAUUGUGGCUGCUAAACAAACCAUGAAACUGUCCGACCGAGUGCUGUGCCUGUGCCUCACUGCGGCCAAUAUCAACCGGGCCCUCUACUUUAUCUGUGAUAAUGUCCUGUGGGCCAGAAACGUAGGCCUUAUCCGCAGCAUCGACAAGGAACGCUGGAGCAUACAUGCCUUCCGCUACUACCUCUUCUCAUUAGUGAUGAAUCUGACCCGAGACCUGUACGUUAUUUCCCAGCUGAUGAUGCAUAAAGUGCGAGAUAACCGCUUCAAAUGGAAAAUGAACCAGCAUCUCAAGGAAUGUCCUGAAGUAGCUGAAGUCACAAUUCCUGAGCUGGACGCCCUUGUUUUUCUGCUUCUGGAGACUCUAAGAUCAGAACCCACCGUUGCCUUGGACACUGUAAAAAACAUCUGCGAUCUCUUCAUUCCUUUAGACAAGCUGGGCAUUUACAAGUCAAGUGCAGGAGUCGUUGGGUUUUGUGGGUUUAUAUCUUCCCUGAUUGGCAUUCUAACCUUUGCUCGAUCCACUCUGAGGAUCAAACCCUGAUAACGAGGGGUGGAGUUGGACCAAAGGUUAAAAAUGAUCUGGGAUUUAUUUUUAAAUGACACAAGCUAGCAAUAACAAACAAGUUUAUAUGUGAUAACUGCGUUGACUGGUUUGUAGAAAAAUGUGGAUUUACUCUAAAGCAUUUGCUGCCUAAUUAGAAAUGACCCAAUCUGGCUUUUCCUGUCAGAUAAGUUUUAGUUUCCUCUGAGGUUGGACCUGCCAAUUCAGAUUUUCCUUUGUCAAAAAGAGAAAAUUAAGGAAUUACAAGAUAAUCUUCAUCCAUGCUUCAAAGCACAUCCCUAACCUGUGUCUGAGUUUAUUGUUCUCAAAGAAAGUACAAAGUAUCUACUGUUGGUUGAUGUGUUUAUAGACAAAGAAUCUGUGAGUGCCUAUUUCUGAUACAUUUCAUGAACAGGCAAUAAGUUCAGAUAAUUUCAGACCUGCAGAUCAGAACCAAUCACGGGAAAUCUUCUAAUCUCUGAUCGAAUAAAAUAAUUAACAGCAAUAUUUUUUAGGAAAUGCUUUUUUUAAGCAUAAAUUUCAGAUCUAAGACUUGACUUUUUGCAUUCCUGUCCUCUCCACUACCAGCAGUUUCACAGCUGAUGGUCUUCCAAGUACUAUGAAAAAUAAGGGCUUGUUUCGUAUUCAUGCUAGCUUAGAUGCUUUAGAAAAUGCAUAACAUUUGUGUCUGGGUAAUUCUUGGGAGGUUGCAGGUUAUUUAACCAUUGCAUCCUUUUGCAAUAUAUUGGUUUUUGUACGUAAUGUAACAGGAUGUCCAGACCAUGCAGCAAUAUAUACCCACCCACGGGUUGUUUUGUACCUGCUUUGGUGACUCACGAUUAAUAGUAAUUUUCUGCUCUGUACUCAAGUCAACAGUUGAGAUGAAAUAAUGAGUGGGUACAUAAUAAAAGUACAAAUUGGUAAAGGGGCAUACUGGCCAAGAGCUGUGGCUAGCUGAGUGGUCAAUAUUGUUCAGCCCACAGCCUCUGCUGUGCUCAUUGUUUUAGGAUAAAAUGCUGCUAAAUUAAUAUGAAUGAAAAGUUUGUAGAUUUUUCAUCCAUCUUAGGGAAAGCGUUUAAAUGUUUAUGUGCUAGUGAAACAAUCUAAUGUGCUUUAACUGUAAAUAUUGUUGAUGAUACUUGGUUAACUUGGAGAAAAGUGAUAAAGAGGAAGAACUAUGCACAACCCAUUUUUUUUCCCCCCAAGAAAAGCUGUAAAUACUGGGAAAUACUUGUUUGUGACCGUUUGUUCCCUACCACAGAGGUUUUCUGCUGUAGCCUUUAAUAUAUUCAAGAACAGAAUUGCACUGCCCUCUUCAGGACACAUGACACCUUGUACAAUUGAAAAGGUUUUAAUUUGAAUUUCAUUGAGACAAAACAUGUUGUAAAAGAUUAUUUUCAAGAGGAUGACAUGAUAAAGCAUCCGGAUAUUGCGAAAAUACAGUAUAUCCCAUUGUCUCUUUCAAUGGUUUAGUUUGGCUGUGCAAAGAAUGACCAAACAAUGCACAAAAUAAUCCCCCAAAAAUGUACAGACAUACAGAGCAAUAAAUAAAAUUGUUCCAAGCAGAGAGAAUGCUGUAAUAUAUAGUCGACAAAACCUUUUAGUUCACAUUUCCACUGGUGUUGCUAGUACCAGCAAUCCAUUAAAGCACACCUUCAUGGAAAAAAUGUGGAAGCAGUUUACUGACUUGGAAGAUGAAAUAAAACCGAAAUCUAGACCUUUGCUUCAAAAGUGCAUGUAAGCGGAUACCUGGCUUUUAUUUAGUGUCCAAAUGAGCCUCAAUACGGCCAAGUCUGUAUCACUGGAAAACUUUUAUCUAAUUUAUUAAAUAUGCCUGUUGCAAUAUAUUGUGCAAGGUAUCUUCUGAGAUUAAUCAAAAAUAGGUUGAAGCACUUUCAAAAAGUGGCAACAGUGUCAAACUUUUCCCAGUAAAUCAAUAAUUAAUGAUGAAUCUGUCUCCUUUCUGAGUGAAAAGGCACCUUCAGUAGUUGGUUCCUGCAACAGGUUAAUAAAAAAUAAUAAAAAAAUUCACAAUUAGUACAUAUUCUGUCAGAUUUACAGUUUUUUCCCUCAUAAAAUAUUACCUAUACUUAUCAUGCUUAAAUGUUUCAGUUCAUUUUUUUGUAUAGUAGUAAGAAAGACCAAUUCAAGUAAGGAACGCUGCAAAAUGCCAAUAAAUCAUUUUGAGUAUGUA